CGCGCCAGCCCGGAACGACUCGGUGCACCAGCCCGGUCUGGGCCCUGGUAGAGGCUGGUCUGAGCUUGCAUGGCAGCCAGUCCAGCCAACAAGGUGCUGACCCAGCGAUCCCACUAGAGAUAUAAACCGUCUCUCUUCCCACGCUCUCUCUCUCUCUUGCCCCGGCACUCGCUCUCUCUCUGUACACCCCGAUUAGUCAAUACAUCGGCUUCUUAGUGCAUGUAAUCGGUGUAUUACAGUCUGGUGAACCGCGUCAAUUUUAAUCUGCCCAAAAAGGAGUCUCCAACGGCUCAACUGGAUAACCUGUGACGGACGAUGGGAAAUUUCAAAGUGGCGGCCUUGGCUGUGGCGGCCAUCCUCGGCGUCUCUUCAUUUGCUUCCCAACACCACGGACCUAGUCCCGAUUUACCUGAUUUACCCGAUUUCCGGCAACCCAACGAUGGCGUUUUGGAAGAGUCGGUGGUCAGGUUCAACCUCAGCGUCGCCCGCAAUUUUUCUUCGUUGAUGUUUGACGUGACGUGAGGGCAACUUAUCGUGGCCGCAAGGGACUAUCUAUUCCGCUUGAGCUUGGACGGAUUGGCUCUCUUGGAAGAAUCGCGCUGGCCAGCCGAUGACAAAGCGGUCAAAGACUGCCAACAAAAGGUCCAACGGAAGGACGACUGUCACAACUUCAUCCGCGUUCUGCACGUCCACGGUGAUCAACUUCUGGCGUGCGGGACCAACGCCUUUACUCCCCGAUGCUCCUGGCGUCCGCUCAAGGCCAUCAACAACAUCUCGGAAUGGUCAACGGGCAUUGACAGAUGUCCGCAUAGCCCUCACAGUCACAUGAGCAGUUUACUGUCGAGCGGACCGGCAGGCACGGCCGAUUUGUUCAUCGGCUCGCCGACAGACUUGUCCAGCCAGGAGGUGGCUAUCUUCCGGCUGCCUUUGAAUUCCUCCGUUUCCAGCACAUCGGCUGACAGUUUCAUUGUCGGCCCGCAGCUUGGGCAUUUGAGGACGUUGCCAAGCAACGUCAACUGGCUGGACGCUGCCGAAUUCGUGGCGUCGGUGGAAGUGGACCAGUUUGUCUUCUUCUUUUUACGAGAGGCGGCCAUCGAGGUCAGCAACUGCGGCAAGGCCGUUUACUCCCGUGUGGCCAGGGUCUGCAAGAACGACAUGGGCAGUGGCCAGCAGCAAAGGCUCAAAGACAGUACGUGGACGACCUUUAUCAAAGCCCGGCUCAAUUGCUCAGUGCCGGCCGAGUCUCCGUUCUACUACGACCACAUUCAGAGCGUCGUCUACGUGGAAGAGGAGCGGCUCUUUUACGCCGCCUUCACAACAGCCGAAAAUUCAAUUGCUGGAUCGGCCGUUUGCUCCUUCACCCUGGAUUCGAUUCAAGAAUCGUUCGCCGGUCCGUUCAAAAUCCAGUCGAGUCCCAAUUCGACCUGGGAGAGUGUCAACUCGACUCACGCCCACUCGCAUUGCAAUUCUGUUGAGCCGAGCAGUUCUCCGGUGGAAGCUGGAAAGUAUCAGCUGAUGGAUCGCGCUGUCCAAUCUCUACCUGGAAAAUACGGAAGUAAACCACUGAUCCAGCUGGAUUUGGAACGAUUCAACCACAUCGCCGUCGACGUGGUCGCCACUCAAAAUCAUUCGUCCAUUCACGUCCUCUACGUGGCAUCUCGAGACGGUCUCGUUCGCAAAUAUUCCGUCCUGCCCAUUACUCAGGAACGCUGUCUGGUCGAAAUUGUCGAUCCUUUUGCCCGGUUGAGCCAACCGGCCGACCGCCAGAUCCAAACGAUGCAAUUCCUCAAAGUGCAGAACACGCUGUACAUUGGAACGAAAAACGAGGUGAUCCGACUGGCCAGUCGACGAUGCAAGCGAUUCGCCAACAGGACGCAGUGUCUCGAUUCCGCGGAUCCUUACUGCGGAUGGCAGUCGCAACUGGCCAAGUGUUCGCCUCCGCCCCACAACAAUCCGCACGCCUCCUGUUGGGAGCAGCUGCAGCAAACCCUCACCACCUGCCCCACACCCAGCACUCCAGAAGGGAAAAGCGUCAACGGCGAAUCAUCUUCUAUUACGAUUGUCGGAGGCGGAGGUGUUUGUGGCUGCAACGAGAGUUCCAUUAUCGCCAAACUGGCCGAGCAAGUCAAACAGGGAGCACCGGGCGUCGACGGCAAACCUGGCAUGACGGGCAUUCCGGGAACUCAAGGUCAGAUGGGACCGACUGGACCUGAAGGCCCAGCUGGAGAGAAAGGAGAACGCGGAGAUGGCGGCCCAAUUGGCAAAGAAGGUCCUUCUGGACCCAAAGGCGAGCCCGGUCGAGAUGGACCACCCGGUGAUCUAGGAAAACCUGGGCUACCAGGUACCAAAGGAGAUCGAGGAACCGACGGGGAAAUGGGUCCUACAGGCGACACUGGCGAGCCGGGAUUGCCAGGAACCAAAGGCGAAAUUGGCCCUGCGUGUCCAGUCGGUCCUUCGGUUAUUUCCAGUGUCGAAGGAGCCAAAGGAAAUCGAGGCAAACGGGGCAAGCCAGGUCCUCCUGGACCUCCUGGACCUCCAAGCGAACCGUCAAAAUCAGGAUCGUCUUCGUCGUCGCAAGGUGGUGAGGGGAGCCCAAUAGGUGUGGCGCCGGGAAUAGUCAUGCAUCUGUUCUUGUGUACAUCCAUGUGAGUGUGGAUGUAUUCACAAGGACAUGAUUCAUUCCUUUUCCCUCAUCAAGUCUGGACUUUAUUCAUCCAGUUAAAACACCCACUCGAUUAAGACCGGCAGUUAACGAAUAUUCAUCCGCCCAGGGAUCAACCUAUUCCCGUUAGCGUGCCACACCUACAUAGGACAGGUCCGUCUCUCGAAAAGUGAUUGCCAAGAAGACGAUCUCGCAGGCGUAACGUUCUAGAUUCCUUCUCCGACAGUCCGACUUGAAUGUUAUUUUCGUGACCAAAACAUCCAGACUCUGCUCAACAUAGUCAUGUAGCUAUGACCUAUACAAUUUAUCUCUGUCAAAUAAGUUUUUCACACUUUAGUAAUUUGAUAUUUAUAGUGAUUGUUUCCAUGUCUGUGGCGUGGAAGUUCAAGAGCUGAUGGACUUUUUAAAAGUGCUCCCCAUAUUCCAAUUGGAAUGAAUGGUUUAGAAUAUUAUUAUGUGUGAAAUGUCGAACAGCUUGGCGAUGAAGGUCACCUUAUCUCAUUCUCCUUUUCAUCUUAUUGAUUUCGUCGAAGGCCUUGGUCUUUGUCUUCAUUCCUCUUAUUCGCUGGAGACCUUGGUCCUCUUCCUUUUAACUAAGCAUUACCCAGAAUACGCAGAAACGUAACGUUGAAGCUAGAACCUAUUUUUCUUUCGUACCUAUACGUACACUUGUAGGCAGAGUUGGUUUUGCUUUGCCUCUUACUGCUUCUAGAAUCUUUCCCUCCGUGUCUAUUUUCUUUUUUCCGGCCUUUACUGGUUGUGUGAACCGAUACUGGACGUUUCGCUUUUUGACUGUUUUGUUGGGAACAGCAUUAAGCUCGGUCCUGUUCGCACAUUGCAAUCAACGAGAAAAUUCCGAUCGUGACAGAGUAAACAUUAGACCAACUACGACUGCGC
Molecule: messenger RNA, 3559 nt
Organism: Daphnia pulex (common water flea)
Lineage: Eukaryota; Metazoa; Arthropoda; Branchiopoda; Diplostraca; Daphniidae
Product: semaphorin-5A-like
Exons: 14
Coding region: 826-2649 (607 amino acids)
Biological process (GO): semaphorin-plexin signaling pathway; negative regulation of axon extension involved in axon guidance; axon guidance
Molecular function (GO): semaphorin receptor binding; chemorepellent activity
Source: RefSeq, a predicted model, not a curated record